GAGAGAGAGAGAGAGAGAGAGAGAGAGAGAGAGGGACUCGGAGCCAGCCAGCGAAGGGAAGGUGAGCUGCAGCGUCCCCACAGCGGACAGCCUGGGACUGACGGCGUAGGGGGAGGCGGUUGAUGAGUAGCCUCUCUCGCGCGCCCGGGCUGUUUGGGAGCACACAGCGCCAGCUCACAGGGCCCCCCCCAGCGCUGCAGCUACUCACUCCGGCGACGGCAGCACCAUGGCGCAAGCCGCCAAGCACCUUCGCAAGAACAAGGAUUUAGAAGCUCUCGCCGAGCAGGAGCGGAAGGAGAAGGAGGAGGAGAAGAAUAAGAAGAGGAACCGAUCCCGAGACCGCAAACGCAAGGCCCAUGCGGUGCAUCGCUGGCUAAUCGAUCAGGACAGUAGUGUGAGCUCUGAGCUGCCGGAUGGCCGUGGAAUAUGGCACUUUGAUGAAACAGCUGAUGCUGCCACCAGUUUUCUUCGUGCUGCUCGCUCUGGGAACCUGGACAAGGCCCUUGAUCACAUAAAGAAUGGGAUAGACAUCAACACAGCCAAUCAGAAUGGACUCAACGGCCUCCACCUGGCUUCAAAGGAGGGCCACGUCAAGAUGGUGCUGGAGCUGCUGCACAAUGGCAUCGUCCUGGAGACCACCACCAAGAAAGGGAACACAGCCCUCCACAUCGCCUCACUGGCCGGGCAGGAACAGGUGGUCACCGAACUGGUCAACUACGGGGCCAACGUCAAUGCCCAGUCCCAGAAGGGCUUUACUCCACUCUAUAUGGCCGCGCAAGAGAAUCACUUGGAGGUGGUCAAGUUCCUUCUGGAGAAUGGAGCCAAUCAAAGCAUUCCAACAGAGGAUGGGUUCACCCCCCUUGCGGUGGCCCUCCAGCAGGGCCAUGAGAACGUGGUGGCCCUGCUCAUCAACUACGGCACCAAAGGAAAGGUGCGUCUGCCCGCCCUGCACAUUGCGGCACGGAAUGAUGACACGCGCACUGCCGCCGUGCUGCUGCAGAACGAUCCCAACCCAGACGUCCUGAGCAAGACUGGCUUCACCCCCCUCCACAUUGCAGCACAUUAUGAAAACCUUAAUGUCGCCCAGCUGCUGCUCAACAGAGGAGCCAAUGUCAACUUCACCCCCAAGAAUGGCAUCACGCCCCUGCACAUAGCAUCGAGGAGGGGUAAUGUGAUCAUGGUCAGGCUGCUGUUGGACAGAGGGGCGCAGAUAGAUGCCAAGACUAAGGACGAGCUCACCCCCCUGCACUGUGCUGCCAGGAACGGACACGUGCGGAUCAUCGAGAUCCUGCUGGACAAUGGUGCUCCCAUCCAGGCCAAGACCAAGAACGGCCUGUCUCCCAUCCAUAUGGCCGCACAGGGGGAUCACAUGGACUGCGUUCGGCAGCUGCUGCAGUACAAUGCAGAGAUCGAUGACAUCACGCUGGACCACCUGACCCCCCUGCAUGUGGCGGCCCACUGUGGCCACCACCGCAUGGCCAAAGUGCUGCUGGACAAGGGGGCCAAACCCAAUGCCCGGGCGCUGAACGGGUUUACGCCACUGCACAUUGCCUGUAAGAAGAACCACAUGCGUGUGAUGGACCUCCUGCUCAAGCACUCCGCGUCCCUGGAAGCUGUGACAGAGUCUGGUCUGACGCCGCUCCAUGUGGCCUCCUUCAUGGGACACCUCAAUAUUGUCAAGAUCCUGCUUCAGAAGGGGGCUUCCCCCAGCGCCUCCAAUGUGAAAGUGGAGACCCCCCUUCAUAUGGCAUCCCGAGCAGGGCACUCUGAGGUGGCGCAGUUCCUGCUGCAGAACUCGGCACCAGUGGACGCCAAAGCCAAGGAUGACCAGACACCUCUACACUGCGCCUCUCGUAUGGGCCACAAGGAUCUGGUCAAGCUGCUGCUGGAGCACAAGGCCAACCCCAACUCCACCACCACUGCCGGCCACACACCCCUGCACAUCGCUGCCCGCGAGGGGCAUGCCCAGACCAUCCGCAUCCUGCUGGACAUGGAGGCCCAGCAGACCAAGAUGACCAAGAAAGGCUUCACUCCCCUCCACGUGGCGUCCAAGUACGGCAAGGUGGACGUCGCAGAGCUGCUGCUGGAGAGAGGAGCUAACCCCAACGCUGCCGGCAAGAAUGGGCUGACCCCUCUGCACGUCGCCGUCCAUCACAACAACCUGGACGUGGUCAAACUGCUGGUCAGCAAGGGCGGGUCUCCACACAGCGCUGCCAGAAAUGGCUACACCCCUCUACACAUUGCGUCCAAGCAGAACCAGGUGGAGGUGGCAAGCAGUCUGCUGCAGUACGGGGCGUCAGCCAAUGCUGAGUCACUGCAGGGGGUCACGCCCCUGCACUUGGCUGCUCAGGAAGGCCGUGCCGACAUGGUCUCUCUGCUCAUCUCCAAGCAGGCCAACGUCAAUCUGGGGAACAAGAGUGGACUGACCCCUCUGCACCUGGUGGCCCAGGAGGGUCACGUGGGCAUCGCGGACAUUCUGGUGAAACAGGGCGCGUCUGUCUAUGCCGCCACACGGAUGGGCUACACACCCCUUCAUGUUGCAUGUCAUUAUGGCAAUAUCAAAAUGGUGAAGUUUCUUCUGCAGCAGCAAGCCAAUGUCAACAGCAAGACAAGAGUAGGGUACACACCCCUGCACCAGGCAGCACAGCAAGGGCACACAGACAUCGUCACCUUGCUGCUCAAACAUGGAGCGCAGCCCAAUGAGACCACCACGAAUGGAACCUCUGCCUUGGCCAUUGCCAAGCGGUUGGGGUACAUCUCUGUCAUCGAUGUGCUGAAGCUGGUCACAGAAGAGACUGUGUCGGUGACUACUACAGAAAAACACCGCAUGAGUUUCCCUGAAACAGUGGAUGAGAUCCUGGAUGUGUCAGAGGAUGAAGGAAUUGCACAGCUAACACUAGGUGAGGAGCUGCAGGGAGGGGAGAGCACAAGAUAUGUGAAAAUGGAUGACCUUAAGGACCACGAUGAGGACUUCCUGUCACCUAAGAAAUCCCUGGACUAUGAGACUGGGCUGGGCACAGCCAACUACUCUCCUGCUAUUCCCAGGAUCCCUUGUGUCUCCCCUGAGACGGUCAUGCUGAAGGAGCAUGAAGUAGAGCAGCAACAUACCCCAGUCCCCCUGCCAAAGGAGUAUGACGAGGACUCCCUCAUCCCCAGCAGUCCAGCCACUGAGACCUCUGACAACGUCAGCCCGGUGGCCAGCCCUAUCCACACGGGGUUCCUGGUGAGCUUCAUGGUGGACGCCCGGGGUGGGUCGAUGAGAGGCAGCAGACACAACGGCCUGCGUGUGAUCAUCCCACCCCGUACCUGCGCUGCCCCUACCCGCAUCACCUGCCGCCUGGUCAAGCCUCAGAAGCUGACCACCCCGCCCCCACUGGUGGAAGGGGAGGGGCUGGCCAGUCGCAUCAUCUCUCUGGGUCCCGCCAGCAUGCAGUUCCUGGGGCCAGUGAUUGUGGAGAUCCCCCACUUUGCUGCAUUGGGUCGAGGGGACCGGGAGCUGGUGGUUCUGCGCAGUGAGAAUGGAUCAGUCUGGAAGGAGCACCGUAAUCACUACGGCGACAAUGUGCUGGAGACCAUCCUCAAUGGCAUGGAUGAAGACCUGGAGAGCCAGGAGGAGCUGGGAAAGAAGCGUAUCCGCCGCAUCAUCUCCACCGACUUCCCCCUCUACUUCGCCGUGGUGUCGCGCGUCCAGCAGGAGAGCAAUCUGAUUGGCCCCGAGGGUGGCCAUCUGACCAGCAAGCUUGUGCCGAUGGUCCAGGCCACCUUCCCUGAGACCGCAGUCACCAAGAGGGUUCGGCUGGGGCUGCAGGCCCAGCCGGUCCCGGAUGAGCUGGUCACCAAGCUGCUCGGGAACCAGGCCACCUUCAGCCCGGUGGUGACAGUGGAGCCGCGCCGACGCAAGUUCCACCGGCCCAUUGGCCUGCGCAUACCCCUGCCCCCCUCCUGGAGGGAGAGCCCACGGGACUCUGGGGAGGGGGAUACCACCAGCCUCCGACUACUCUGCAGCGUCAUUGGUGGUACAGCCCCAGCCCAGUGGGAGGACAUCACUGGCACAACCAAACUGGUGUACGCCAAUGACUGUGCCAAUUUCACCACCAACGUCUCUGCACGGUUCUGGCUGGCUGACUGCCCCCGGACAGCCGAGGCAGUGUCCUUCGCCAACCUGCUGUACCGGGAGCUGUCGGCGGUGCCAUACAUGGCCAAGUUCGUGGUUUUCGCCAAGAUGAACGAGGUGCGGGAGGGACGCCUGCGCUGCUACUGCAUGACCGACGACAAGAUGGACAAGACCCUGGAGCAGCACGAGAACUUCGCCGAGGUGGCCCGCAGCCGGGACAUUGAGGUGAUGGAAGGCAUGCCGCUCCACCUGGAGUGUUCGGGGAACCUGGUGCCAGUACGGAAGGCCACACAGCAGCCCCGCAGUUUCAGCUUCCAGGCCUUCAGAGACAACCGGCUUCCUGUCUCCGUCAAGGUGAGAGACAGCAGCAAGGAUCCCUCUGGAUUCCUGUCCUUCUUGCGCAAGUCCACCAAGUACGAGGACAGUCAACACGUUCUGUGUAACCUCAACAUCACCAUGCCCCCCUGCAUCAAGAUUGUGGGAAGUGAAGACCGCAGACGAACUCUGACUCCCCUGGCCCUGCGGGAGAGAUACAGUGCCCUGAAUGAGCCGACCAUGGCAUCAAUGAGUGCCAUGCAAAGAACAGAGUUGAAGAUGGCUCUGAUAUCUGAACAGCUGGGACUAAGCUGGGCAGAACUGGCUCGUGAGCUGCAGUUCAGUGUGGACGACAUCAAUAAGAUCCGCGUGGAGAAUCCCAACUCCCUGCUGGAGCAGAGCUCAGCACUCCUGAACCUUUGGGCCUCACGGGAAGGCAAGAGGGCCAAAAUGGAGAGUCUGUAUGCAGCUCUGAGGAGCAUUGACAGGACUGACAUUGUCAACAUGCUGGAGGGCCAGGGGCAGCAGCCCAGGCCAGGGAACCGCGAGGGGGGAGGACGUAGACACGGUGACCACCUGCUCUCCCCCAGCAUGACCAAUGGUUACGGGCUGGUGCAGGAAGAGCUGCUCUCCCCCACCUCUAUGCAGUACAUUCUGCCCUCUCCGCUGGGCGCCGAGCCCUACUGGCAGGAUGUGUCCAGCAUGGAGUGCGCACCCAUCGCCACCACCGAGGAAGACACGCUCAUGGAGAUGUCGGAGGUGCAGGUGUGGCCCUCGGGGGCCAGCCCAUCUCUGGUGGCCGUGGAGGACUCCUCGCUGGAGUGCAGCAACGCCGAUGACUCUGAGGCGUUGGGGCUGCCGUACGGGAGCCUGGGCCGGCCGAGCAGCGGCGCCAGCGGGGCCAGCGGAGGGGGCGGGCUGAGCGGCUCCAUGGAGCUGGUGGAGGACGACACGGAGAUGGGGGGUGACUCCGAGAACAGCGGCACCACCACGGCAAGCGGCGCCAAUCCCGGGGUCAACAUCAACGGGCUGGACGGAGGUCAGAGGUCGGAGGGCAGGAGGCUGGAGUCGGUGGCGGGUGGCAGCAUGACGACCAGAACUGGAGGAGGCGGAGGAGUAGAAGGCGAAGGAGUAGGCGGGCCGGGCUUAGAGGAUGGGCUUUCUCUAAUUGCAGGGCAGCAGCGGGUGUACGCCCGGCUGAGCGAGUCGCCCGGACUGAGCCGUGUGGCAGAGCGCAACGGAGACAGGUCGGGUAGCAGCUCCUUCCUGUCCUACCUGCAGGAGCAGUCCGGCCAGGUCUGGCACUGCAGCCCGGAUUCCACCCAGAGCUGGACGGGCUCGCAGCCCAAGCCGCGGCAGUGUGUGGAGUCAGUGAUGUCAUCUAUUCGGAGCGGGGUGGGCGGAGACACCAGCCAGUCUCGCGUGUCCCAGGAGUCCCUGCUGCAGCCGGUGCGGGACACGGGGCACUCAGAGAUCCUGCGCGGGCACUUCCGGGGCACGCAGCCCUUCGAGAAGGGGCUGGGCUUCCCCCACCGCACUCCCGAGCUGAGAGGAUGGGAGGAUGCGCGUCUAAGGGGCCAGGGGGAUGAGCUGGAGGAUAUUCCGGGAGAUCAUGUGAGCGAGGAGCAGUUCACCGAUGAGCACGGCAACAUUGUCACAAAGAAGAUCGUGCGAAAGGUGGUGCGGAGGGGAAAGGGCUCAGGCGAGGAGGGGGGUCAGGAGGUGAGCGUGGAGGGCUCACUGCAAGAGGCUGACGAGCUGGAGGCCGAGGCGGAGCAGUUCAUGAACUACGCCAUUCUGGGCCGGGAGACCAGCAAGCCGGAUAUUGUGGAUGUGAAGAAGGGUGCUCAGAUAGUGAAACGCGCCAGUCUGCGGAGAGUAAAGCAGUGAGACAGACUGACUCGUCCCUGCAGGAUCUGACAUCCACCCCGAAACCAUCCUUCAUAGAAACAUGACAGAUAGCAGGUGACGAGACGUGGAAGAGGACAGAGGAGAGGAGGGAAGGAAGGAAGAAUUCAGUGUUACCAAACAGGAGGAAGACGAACAACCACAACGAAAAUGGCAACUCGAUGGUGAUGACGAUGACGAUGAUGAGUAGCAACACAGGAAGAGAAAAACCAGGAUGAGGAUUUACUCAUAGUUUUCUUACCUUUUUUUUAAACAAAACAAAAAAAAACAAAACAUAGGCUAGAAGCAUGAUUUCAUAUAAAACAAAAAUGAACCUAAAAAAGCAACAAAAACGUGCUUCCUGUUAUCUGUAUCAGCAUGACUGACUGCUGGCGCAUGACCUGUCCUUAUCUAAAGACUGAAGGGGUAUGGG
Megalops cyprinoides (Indo-Pacific tarpon) is the source of this 6749-nucleotide messenger RNA. RefSeq names its product ankyrin-1-like. The record is from RefSeq and is a predicted model, not a curated record. The transcript is spliced from 45 exons. Bases 227 to 6319 code for a protein of 2030 amino acids. Gene Ontology annotation, biological process: signal transduction. NCBI's taxonomy places the organism in Eukaryota, Metazoa, Chordata, Actinopteri, Elopiformes, Megalopidae. Gene Ontology annotation, molecular function: protein binding.